CUAGCUCACGCCCGUUAGCCAAUCCGGUUCCAAAUGUAAUGCAAACAACUAACCCGGUUCACCCGGGCCAUUAAUCCAAUUCCCCUCAGUGGGCUGAUAGUGGCAGGUGAUAAAUAGCCAAUUGUAGGUCAGAUCAAAGACCGCGUGAUCAUUGUUUUCCUCUGUUUUUUGUUGUUGUCAGUGGAUUAAAACUGUCGAGUCGAAUGACCCCAACACAUACCGAGAAGCUUGUUGUGAACCGUGUUUACAUGUUCGUUUGAUUUCGCUGUUACGAGAGUCAAUGAAUUCUUCAGAUUUCCACCAACCGUCAUCAAGAAACUGCUUCAUGAAGGAAUAAACAAAUGAAAGCUGCCUUCCGAGACCAAGAGGGAUGUCUCUGAGAUGUGUUCCAGAUUCUUGUGUGCUCAAAGUAAGCAGAGCAGCGAACUUCUGGCAUACACAAGGUCAACGAGCAGCAUCACUUCCAUUGUCUUCUCAACAACACCCUCCUUGUAGGUUUGAUGUCCGAGCAGGCCUGAGCCACAAAGUUGGCUUUCUCAGCUGGAAGUAUACCCACAGCACAAAAAGUAGAAUUCGCAAUAAGAUAUGGCUCUCCAGAGCUAGUCAGAUAAGACACAGGCUUGGCCUCCACACCAGUGUCUACUACUUAAAUACAUCCACCUCACGCUGGUCCACUGGUCUCAGCCACACCAUGUCGCGCUUCAGGAGCACCCUGGACUCCGUCUCCAAGGCGGUGAGCGGGUCACACGCUGAGCUCCUCUCCAAGAUAGCCCGGCUCAAAGCCAAACCCAAACAGAAGGCCAUUGAGGCUGGCAAAGUGUUGGAAGCCAACCCGGAGAUGGGGCUAACACCACAGGGUCAUGGUACUGUAGGGUACCCAGCUCUAACCCCAGCCCCAGCUCUAACCCCAGCCCCAGUUCCUGCCUAUACCUCCGCUAACACCACUGUUAAUGCUAAUGCACCUUCUCCAAUCCCUGCCUCGGUGUCUGCCCCUAGUCCUCCACCUACUACAGCCACUGCUUCUACACACACACCUACUCUAUCUCCAACACUUACACCUACUCCAUAUCUUACACCUGGCCCUACUCCUGGCAUUACCGCCAGCGCCCCUCCCAUUGCCACCCCUCGCCCCAACAUUGCCAGGGCAAAUGCUGCUGUCUCAGGCCCCAGUAUCCAGGAAGUCAGACAGAGGAGGGUGCAGCGUGCAGCCACAGCAUCCAUUGUCACAACCACUGUGGCCACCAACGGGACCACAAACGGGACCACCAAAAGGCUGGAGCAGGUCAGAUCACCACUACCAACAGAGAGUAGUGCACCUGAGAGAGCCACCACCACAGUCUCCCAACAGACCACAACACAACUCUUCCAUCCCAGCUCCUUCUCAGUUAACCUGGAUGAGACCUACAACUACCUGUCCCACCACGUGAACUCGUACUUCAGCAACAUAACAAAGUCUGAUGAGGAUAAAGAGCAUAACACAGACCGUGGUUCCACUGCUGCACCUGUAAGUUCCCCAUCUUCUAAAAAGGGUAUCGGCCGUUACCUAUCCUACUCUGGUGACACUGUACAGGCCUUUGUAGGGAGCUACAUUGCUCCCCUGGUCCCCAGGUUUAGCAGGGCAGCUGCUGAACCCAAGAGUGCUGCUGUAGAGCAGAAGAGGCUGAAGGCACAAGAGACAGGGGCAAAGCCAUGGCAAGGAGAGGUGGCGGUGAAUACGGAACAGAAGGCUGCUGAGGAGAGGGCCAAGAGACUGCUGCUCCAAAGAGAGAAGAUCAUAGCUAGGCUGAGCGUGGACAACCGGACCCGGUCCCUGGUGAAGGCGUUAAACCGAGCGUCUGAUGUCAGGGUCUACAUCAACAGAGUGGAGGAGCUCAGCUUUCAUCUACUGGAGUUUCCAGAGACCCGCGGGGUGGCUGUCAAGGAGAAGGCGAUCCCGUGCCUACUGCGUCUCCGCCAGGCUGAGGACCCGUCUCUGAAGGCAGCAGUCAGGGAGGCCCUCACGCUGGUGGGAUACACCAACCCUGUCAAGGGCCAGGGAAUCAGGGUCCUGUCCAUCGACGGAGGGGGAACCAGGGGACUGAUUGCCCUUCAGACUCUGCAGAAACUGGAAGCCCUGACGGGAAAACCCAUCUACCAACUGUUUGAUUACAUCUGUGGUGUCAGCACAGGUUCCAUCCUGGGCUUCAUGCUGGGUGUGUUCCAGAUCCCUCUAAAUGAGUGUGAGGUGCUCUACAGGAAGCUGGGUUCUGACGUCUUCAAGCAGAACGUCAUCGUGGGAACCGUCAAGAUGGGCUGGAGCCACGCCUUCUACAACUCCGAGACCUGGGAGAACAUUCUCAAAGAAAAAAUGGGCUCUGAUCUGAUGGUGGAAACAUCAAGAAACCCCAAAUGCCCAAAGAUAGCAGCAGUGAGUACCAUCGUGAACAGGGGCACUCCUCUGAAGGCCUAUGUGUUCAGGAACUAUAACCUUCAGCCAGGGGUGCGCUCCCACUACCUGGGGGGCUGUGAACACAAGCUGUGGCAGGCCAUCAGAGCGUCCUCCGCUGCCCCAGGGUACUUCCAGGAGUUUGCCCUGGGACACGACCUUCACCAGGAUGGAGGUCUCCUCAUCAACAACCCCACAGCGUUGGCCAUCCAUGAGUGUAAAUGCCUGUGGCCCAAUACGCCUGUCCAGUGUGUGGUGUCACUGGGUACGGGCCGCGUGGAGACAGCUGGCAAAAACAACACCACGUACACCAGCCUCAAGACCAAGCUCACCAACGUCAUCAGCUCUGCCACUGACACAGAGGAAGUCCACAUCAUGCUCGAUGCCCUCCUUCCACCCGACUCGUACUUCCGCUUCAACCCUUAUAUAAACGAGGACAUCGCCCUGGAUGAGAGCCGUGGUGAGAAGCUGAACCUGCUGCAGGCCGAGGGCCUGCGCUAUCUGGACCGGAACCAGGAGAAGCUGCAGAAAGCUGCCCGGAUACUCACCAGGGACAAGACCACCGUCCAGAGGCUGACUGAGUGGGCCAAGCUCAAACGUGACAUGUACGAUGGUAUUCCCAUCUUCAACUCCAAGCUGUAGGGGAGUAGGUCCCAGGCUCCACCACCACACAACACUAACUUCACCUAAAACUGGACUCUCUCCUAACACUGAAUCCAUACAUAGAGUAAUAGAAUGUAUAUGUUAGUCUCUGUGGUUGUAGACGGUGUAUUUUAAAUUGGUAGAAUACGUUUGCUGUUGUGUUUUUACUGCACCCAUUCAUGUGUUACUGCACCCAUUUACGUAUUACUGCACCCAUUUACGUAUUACUGCACCCAUUUACGUAUUACUGCACCCAUUUGUCAGUGACUGUUUGCAUGCUCUGGCAGCACUUGGAGGGGAGGGUGAGAGAGAGUGGGGUCUGGCAACACUUGGAGGGGGAGAGAGGGAGGUCUGGCAACACUUGGAGGGGGAGAGAGGGGUCUGGCAACACUUGGAGGGUGAGAGAGGGGUCUGGCAACACUUGGAGGGUGAGAGAGAGGGGUCUGGCAACACUUGGAGGGUGAGAGAGAGGGGUCUGGCAACACUUGGAGGGUGAGAGAGAGGGGUCUGGCAACACUUGGAGGGUGAGAGAGAGGGGUCUGGCAACACUUGGAGGGUGAGAGAGAGGGGUCUGGCAACACUUGGAGGGGAGAGAGGGGUCUGGCAACACUUGGAGGGGAGGGAGAGAGGGGUCUGGCAACACUUGGAGGGGAGGGUGAGAGAGGGGGUCUGGCAACACUUGGAGGGGAGGGGGAGAGAGAGAGGUCUGGCAACACUUGGAGGGGAGGGGGAGAGAGAGAGCGGUCUGGCAACACUUGGAGGGGAGGGGGAGAGAGAGCGGUCUGGCAACACUUGGAGGGGAGGGGGAGAGAGAGCGGUCUGGCAACAUCACCAACAUAAUGUUGCUUAUUAUCAUACUCUGUAAGCCAGAGUAGAUAACUUACCAAUAGCCCACUAAUAUAUCUAUAUAAGGCUCUGGUUAGAAGUAGUGCAUUAUGUAGGAGAUGAGGUGCCAUUUGGAACAUAACUGUGGACUGACUGUUCUCCAAUGAAGCACUUUUUCACCUUUUAAAAAGAUCACAACCAUGUAUAUCCUGACACUGUAUAAUAGAUAUAUCUGGGAUAUAUUUUGGAUUUAAAUCGUUUGUAGUUUGUUUUAACUUUGACUUGAACCGAAUCUGCCACCAAUAACUGAAUUUUAAAGGUUAGGACCAUAAACAAACAUAUACCAUUUUUUUUGGGGGGGGGGGAAUAAUAACCAUCUUGUCAUGUUCAAUGGUUGGUUAUCAAUGUUUUACUUGAAUGUAUGCCUCAGAGAUAGAAUAAUGGCUGGUCACUUGACAUUUCUGUUCCUUGUACUUUUUAACACCAAUGCAGCUAGUGGUCCUUCAUUUGAUUGUUUUAAUGUUGACGGUGAUAUUGGUACAUUCAUCAGGGUGCAGAUGUUUUGACAUAUACUGUAUAAAUCGUUCAUAAAAAAAUGUACCAAUGUAUUUAGAGGAAGAUGUUAGCCACUGACCUGGUUAGUUCACACAUACAGCUGCUUUAGAUCACAGAGUAGAGUCCUAAUCAGGAUCCAUGGCUGUAAGAUGCAAAAUGUUCACUCCUCACUUGUUUGAUUUUAAGAAGGCGUUACGGAACAAUGACUUGACUGUUGUAUUAUUAUUAUUAAAUUGUAGCUAUAGUUUGAAAUGCAUUAAGAUUUAAAAUGCUCCUGAAUGAAGUCUUCUGCCUCUGUGUUAUUUAAAUCCAUGCUGAUUUUAUUUUAUUUUUUAGCUUAGUCAUUUGUAUCCUUCUAUAAUUGAUUAGCAUGAGCGAUGCUGAUGUUCUGCAUCCACUAAUAACAGGUUGUGAACACUUUCCUUUCUCCAAUUUGCUGUUUUCCAGACAUGGGUUCAAGUACUAUUUGGCAGACACUUGAAGAAAUUGAACGGGAUCUUCAGCUCAUACAAAUUAAUUAUUUUACGAAUUGGCUUUCGUUACAUAUUCUAUGAAACGGGUGCCGUUGUUGUACACGCGAGCGCUACUUUCAAAACUAAUGGCUGAAAUUACACAAAACCUGGUAUAACGCUUUUUAAUUUUUUUAUUUAAAGCUGUGCUUGAUUCAGUUUGCAUGGCACAAUAGAACCAAUAGGAUAGUCCCAAAAUGGCAAACCCCGCCCACCCGCACUCCAGGAAGGCUAAAGCAAAUGCUCACCGUAUUUGAAAGAUUUCCAAUAGUAUUUGAACCCAGGUCUGUUAUCUCCAUCCCAGCUACCCUGAAGUGCUGUUUCCCCUGUGCUAUGCUAGCGUCUGCCAUGUUAUUAUUACUGCUAGUUUGAAUCAUGCCGGUGUAGCAGAGGGACUGUACUAUUAUUGACUGCUGCUUACUGCACUGAUACUGUUGCUCGGGAACUGUUACAGUAGUGCCUGUGGCAAGUGAACGAUGAUGACAUAGCUUAAAGAUCUUACACAGCAUAGACUCAUUUCAACUGUCAAACCUGAGUCCCGUAUUCAUCAAGCAUCUCAGAUUAGGAGUGCUGGUCUAGGAUCAGGUCCUCUCUCCAGAUUAAUCUAAUUCAUUACGGUCAAAAAAGUCAAACGCUGAUCAGUAGUCUAUAGUUCCCUACCAAGCAAGAAGGCAGUAAAUGAGUUAGUCAUCUUUGCUAUGUUAAAUACGUGCUUAACGAUGUGGACAAGUAUCCUGUUUGUGUUUUGGAGGAAAUGGGGGGUCAUGUUAGCAGUAACUUCAUAAAGUUACUGUGAAACCAAGGUAAAUUAAAGCCCUUUUUCUCAGUUCCAAUCUAUGAGCAGUUACGGCCUUUUUUGCUUGGUAGGGCAGUGUGCUACUCUGAGAUGUUUUAAAUAGGGUCCCAGGUUGAUGACUGUGUAGUCAGAAUGAUGUCUUCGGUCCCUCCGGAGUGAUGAAGACAAGAUGGACAGAGAUAUUGACUUGAUUUGUUUUAAAUACCGUUCUCCUAUUGAUCCCAUGUAAGCAGUGUGUGUGUUGAACAUGUUGUGUAAUUAAAAUGCAUCACUGAAACACUCUGA
This is a messenger RNA of Oncorhynchus nerka (sockeye salmon), 6037 nucleotides long. RefSeq names its product calcium-independent phospholipase A2-gamma-like. Gene Ontology annotation, biological process: arachidonate metabolic process. Bases 371 to 3067 code for a protein of 898 amino acids. The record is from RefSeq and is a predicted model, not a curated record. Gene Ontology annotation, cellular component: membrane. The transcript is spliced from 10 exons. NCBI's taxonomy places the organism in Eukaryota, Metazoa, Chordata, Actinopteri, Salmoniformes, Salmonidae.